AUGGUUUUCGAAGACGAAAGCAGUGAGGACACGUCCAGCCUGCCGUACAUGCACUCGACCUCAUCCACGGACGGGCUUAACCAGGUCCCUUUCAGCAUUGAAGAUCCAGAUUACCAGGGGCUUGAGCUGGAUAUGAUGUCCCCAUGUGAGAAGCACGGCAAGGCAUUUGAGAGGCUUGUCGCAUUUGAAGGAAUAGACACAGGAAGAAGGUUCUUAGCAUGUACAGAGCCGGAAGGGGAGAAUUGUGGGUUUGUUGAAUGGGUUGAUCACCAGUGGCCCCCAACAAUGCAUAAUGCAUUGUUGAAGCUGUGGGCAAUGGUUGAAGAUAGCAAGAAAGAGAAGAACAAGCUGGAGGCCAACUAUGACAAGUUAGUCCAAGAUGUGCAUGAGCUUAUGAGCAUCCAGGAGGAGAGGGUGGUGGAUUUCAGAUAUCUGCAGUCCAACAUUACAUAUCAGCAGCAAUGCAGAAGUGAACUGGUGGCUGAUAUGAAGGCAUAG
Molecule: messenger RNA, 498 nt
Organism: Aegilops tauschii subsp. strangulata
Lineage: Eukaryota; Viridiplantae; Streptophyta; Magnoliopsida; Poales; Poaceae
Molecular function (GO): zinc ion binding
Source: RefSeq, a predicted model, not a curated record